CGAGCGCGCAGCAGGAAAGCCGCCGGGCGCCAUACUGCUUUCGUUCGUUCGGCACAGUACGCGCCCAGCGCCUACGCGGAUCGUCGCGGUGCUCGUCGUCCUCGUUUGUCGUCGCUGGUGGUGUAGUUCUCUUAUUUUUUCAUUUUUUUCACCCUCACGAAUUUUUACGCUAACCCGUGCGUGCUCGCAACAAGGCCGGUCGAACGAGACACCGAGAGAUAGAGAGAAAAAAAGUACAUCGUUUCAGUUCGGCUGCAGCCGGCGCCGCCGCUGCUGUCGCUGUUCUUUUCUCGACCGGCUUGCGUGGAGCGUGCGUCUUUCUCGUCGGUGCGAAUACAGUGGUGGAAGAAGAAGCAUACGGGAUUUUACACGCUCGUGAGGACUGGCUACACGUUUCUCUGUCUGGCUUUGGAGCUGGCCGGCUCUACGCAUCCCGCUAGGCAGUUCAGCAUGAUAUGAUAACAGCGACCGAGGAUAACUCCCCCGCAAGAUGAAGAAUCCUUACGUCCUCGCGUGUUUCCUGCUCGUUGCGCCCGCGGUGCUGGGCCUCACCCUGCAGGAGGACGAUCUGGUGUUCGACGACGUCGGCGAAGAGGGGACCAGCACCGCAGCAACGGUGAUCAGUCGUCGUUACGACGAGCGCAAGGCCAACUGGUUCGAGCAGAAGUAUCCCCACGAGAUUAAGAGGCACCAAUUCGACAAGGUGAACAACGUGCCCCACGUCGUGGUGCCAGUUGGCCACGUGCUUAAGCUUCGUGUCCACAAGGAAGCGUUCACGGGGCCCGAAGAUUACUACGAGUUGUUCGACUCGAGCGGGAACAAGCUACUUCGAUGGCUGUACUGGGACGACGCGGCGUCGACCCUGAUGGGCGUCCCGACGAAGAAGGACGUGGGGAGCCGUCGCCUGAGCGUGAAGGUGGUGCCAAAGGACGAUGUCGCCACUACGAAGGACCUGUUCGUCGUGCAAGUGGUCCCAGAAAAGCACGAGGAAUUGAAGCACAGGGACGGAAAGACACACUGCAACGAAGGGGAGGAACAGACGUUGCUGACGAUACUGUUGGACGCAAAGUUCGACAACCUCACGCCGGUCACGCGAGUCAACACCAUCGAGAACCUCGCAGGAUUUCUGGGACUUCACGUGAGCGCAUUUUCGAUGCAUCCGCAAAACGCCAAAGAGAAUUUCAACGCUGAUUCCACGAUUUUAAUUACCAAUUAAAAUAACCAUUCUGUAUAUUUGAAUUACAAGGUCGGUUGUGACGGUCAUUUAUGGAGACACCAGACAGAUUUGGUGAAACAUCUGCGAGAACAAGCGAAGGAUGGCACUCUGGCGGAAGUAAUGCAACUUCCGGUCCUAUUAUGGCGCGUUAAAACGGAAUCGAGCCUGUUACUAAGAAGCAGAAGAGAGAGCGGUUCCGGACAUUAUAGUAAUCCGGAUUACGACAGUUACGAUUAUGAUAUUGAAUACGAUGGUGAAGAUGGCGAGGAUGGCGAGGAUGGUGAGGAUGGAGAGGACGGCGAGGAUGGGGAUGACUCGCAAGUACAGCCAACGUUCAUGCCCGAAACUAAUCCUAGGGAAAAUCUUGCCCCGGAGCAUCCUCACAGGCAUCACCAUGGGGAGGAACCUAUCGAUUGGAACACCGAAGAUGAUAACGAUGAUCUUAUAAUACCCGACACUCAUCCAGACAUAAUAGAGAGUGUAUUAAAUAGAACCACUACAGACGCCAUGUCAACUACAACAACCACUGAACUUACAUCACCACCAUCAACAACUCCAACAACCACCACCACGACGACUACCUCAACUACUUCGACAACAACAACAACAACAACAACAACAACUCAACAACCACCCUCGUCAACGGCCACUAGUACUACUACUAGCACAACAACGAGUACAACAAUAGCAGAUACAACAACAGCAACCAUUAUGCCGACCAUCAUUGUUCCAUCGACCGAGCCACCGGAGAAAUCGGAGAUAACGAUCGAAGAGACAACGAAGAAUACCAGAUACACGGAGACUGAUUCUUUAAAUGUCUCAUCUGUCACUAUACCAGAACUCACCACCAUCCCCCCUUCGGUAAUUGUACCCCAUUCUAGCACCAUUACCACCACUACCACUACUGGAACCAUCCCUACCACUGUUGUUGUCGAAAGGACGGAAACGGAUGUGACCAGUGGUACCAUUAAUGUCACUACGGAAGAGCCGACAGAACAAUCGUCUAUGACCUCGACGAAACAAUCCAGUACUCUGUUACCUGUCACAGUACCUGCGAACACUACAAUCACAACCACAACUACAGCAUUCGUUACAUUCUAUAACACUACAACUACAACACCAAUAAUAACGACACAGAUGAGAACAACGCCAACUACCACAACAACCACCACCACCACCACUACCACUACUACUAUGGCUCCAACCACUGCCAGUACAACCACCACCACGACCACUACCACUCCAGCGCCGACCAGCGCUGCUACUGAACCAGCUAGAGUUAUCACGGAAACCGAGUACGAAGUUCACAACUUUGUACCUAAACAAGAUAGAAGAUUGAAGAAAAUACCUGUCACAGCUGGAAAACCGUUAAGCUAUGUCAUACCUGCCAACACGUUUAGCGAUAUAGAAGAUGGAGAUACCAGGAAUUUGAGACUAAGUUUAUAUCUACAAGGUGCACCGUUAAAAUCCACUCACUGGUUGCAGUUUAAUCAAAAAACACAGGAAGUUUAUGGAUUGCCACUAGAGAACGAUAUUUCUACCUGGACUUACGAAUUGGUAGCUGCCGAUAGCGAGGGAUUAAAUGUGACAGAUCGACUUGAUAUUCACGUACAGCAGCACAAGCUUAGUCGGACUGUAAAUCAUGAAUUUAGUAUAUAUUUAAGGAUCGAUAAGCGAACUGAAUUUCCUACAGACGUAGACUGGGAGCUAAAGGUAAUUCGAAGUAUAGCCGAAUUAUAUGAAGAUAGCGAUACCAGACAUAUUACUGUUAGAUCAGUCGAUAUCGAUCGCGAUCAGGCGAUUUUCACUUGGACCAACGAUAGUUUGCCUAGAAGCAGCGAUUGUCCUAAAGAUUAUAUCAACGAUUUAUUACAUGUUUUGAUUGAUAGAAAUGGUGAUCCUAGUUCUUCGCUGAGAAAUGUUCUUCUUCCUGAAAUUAGAGUAAAACGAGUAGUUUAUCAAGGCAUUGGGCAAUGCGAAGAUAUGACCCGUCCAGAAGUGCCAAAAGUUUCCACGCAGGAGCCUAAAUCAAAUUUCCCGCCACUACCAAGAAAUCAAGUGGAUCUUGUCAAUGCCACUGUUGGUCAAUUACUUGUAUUUAAAGUACCAGAGGAUACUUUUUACGAUGCAGAAGAUGGUUCUGCAAGAAACAUGAAAAUGUCUCUGCUAACUAUUGAACGCAAACCUAUUCCGCCAUACGAGUGGUUGCAAUUCGAUAGUAAAAAUCAAGAAUUUUAUGGAGUACCAAUGCGUAGUGACGUUGGACGUAAAGAAUAUCAAUUAGUAGUUACUGAUAAAGAAGGCGCAAGCGCCACCGAUGGCCUAGUGGUUGUGGUUCAUUCUGCUCCUUUUAUGCAACACACAGUAGAAUUUUCCAUGACAUUGGAUAUCCCAUAUGAAUCAUUUGCACAUUCUGCUCUUCAAAAGCGCAAUUUUAUUGAAAAGUUACGUGAUUUGUAUCAAGAUAAAGAUACUAAUGCAAUCUCAUUGCAUAGCAUAUCAAAUGGUAGCACAGUAAUCACGUGGCACAACAGAACUUUGCCUACCUCGUAUUGCGCGCAUGAAGAAGUUAGCAGAUUGCGUUCAGUGCUUGUUAAGAGUGAUAAUGAUCGUCGAUCCGUUACAGAUGAAGUCCUUGAGAUCAUGGGUUUAAAAUUCCCUGUUAAACAAAUCACUGUGAUUCCCAUGGGCAUUUGUCUUGGCGAAUUAACAGACGUUCAUUCGCGUGACAAUCAUGUUCCACCAGUGGACGAUUCCACUUCAGUUGGGGCGUUCCACGAUGAUUAUCUUAUCACAUUCGUCCUGCCAGCUAUAAUAAUCGCCAUAAUGCUCAUUUUAGCAGGCAUCAUUGCAUGCGUGUUUUAUAGACGAAGGCGUAGUGGGAAAAUGAGUGUCAGCGAACAAGAUGACGAAAGACAAAGUUUCCGUAGCAAGGGAAUACCGGUUAUUUUCCAAGAUGAAUUGGAUGAAAAACCAGAUCCAGGUAACAAGUCUCCUGUCAUUUUAAAAGAAGAGAAACCACCGUUACCACCUCCCGAAUAUCAAAAAGCCGAAGACGGUGCAGAUGUACCAAUGUUGCCAAAGGAGAAUUCCGAAGAACCGUACCAACCACCUCCACCAUUCGCCACGAAUCGCGACACUAAUCGUCAGAAUCGUCCUAAACCUACUCCUACGUACAGGAAACCACCUCCAUACGUACCUCCCUAACAAAAUACGGUUCACUCGCCUACGCGCAAAUAUAUGUUAGCGAUGCUCGGAGACUCCCCAAUUCACGCGCAAAACCAAACCAAUUAUCAGAAAAAAUCUCAGCUUGCCGGUAAAAUCGACAACUGCGGAUCUCUGAACGUAUACAACAAUCUUAAGUAAAAAAGAAAAAAAAAGAAAAAAAAAAAUGCUUUCGUUCGUCCCGGCAUUCAAUAUCAAUAUAUAAUAUAUAAUAUAUCGGUAUUACGAUACAAGAGAAGAUGAAAGAUCUGUUCGUGAGAAUUCACAACAAAAGUCACGCCCAUUUUAUUUACUUUAUUAUAUAAUCUACAUAUAUAUAUAUAUAUAUAUGUAUAUAUAUGUAUAUAUAUAUGUAUAUGUAUGUACUCAUUUAUCGCUAUUUAUCCGCGGUAUUUAAAGGAAGAGAAAGAAAAGAAAUAAGAGGGAAAUCGUCCAUAAAUUUCUUUUCUUUUUCUUCUUCAUUUUAUUUUUAUUUUAACAAAUGUACUUUUGUCAUUAUCGACCGUCUUGUAAUUUCACGGGAAACUUUUUCUAGGGAGUGUAUGGGAUUACAAAUCACGCGUUGCCUUUCGUAACGAAUUCAAACUGUAGAAAGAGAGAGAGAGAGAGAGAAAGGGAGAGAGAGAAUGAUUCACUACUCUGACCGGGUAAGCGGAUAUUUUAGGUUUUAGGUUUAUGAAACUUGUAGAACCAGCCAAGUCGUUUAGGGCGAAAUGUAUUUUACUUGAUAAUAUGAGGAUAGGAAAAAGAACCAAUGUGUAUAUGCAGCAAUGAUACUCGUUAAAUAUUUCAGUAAUAUCAGUGCCAUUUUUUAAGCAAUAAGGGUAUCCUGCUGUGAAUGAUGAAAACACAUAUAAUGGUUCUAUGACUUAACACAAUUUACUGUUUAAAAAAAAAAAAAAGAAAAAGAAAAAUGCGGUCUCCAAGUAUCAAAGACUAUUGACUUAACGAAUCUUACAACGUACCUAUAAUGCAUAACGCUGCCAGAUAAAAAAAAAAGAAAUAUGAUAAUUCGUCGUCGGAUGAGAUAGUUUUAUUGCUAGUUAUUCAAGAUUUUUUUUAUACUGUCCAUUUUAUAAGAGGAAGGAAUAUUGAAAAGGAAACGAAUAUCAGUUUCAAAUAUUCUACGAUUUUAUUGAACUGACCCAUCCGACAAUCGAUUGUCAGACUUAAACGAUUAACUUAGUAAAACGUGAAGAUUUUUUUAAAGAAAAAAGAAAAACGUAACUUAAUCGUGUAUAUCUGUUUGCGCGAUAUGCCAUUGCAGAGUGACAGCAAAUGCUUCCAUUGGCGCUGUAGGCCAUGCAGAAUAAAAGAAAAAUUAAUGAUAAUAUAUACAAAUAUAUUAUAUAUAUAUAUAUAUAUAUAUAAAUAUGUAUAUUACCUAUUUGUCGUUCGAUAGACAGUCUGCUGCAGUUACUUAGAUCAAUGUUCGAAAACACUGCCAGAUCCACCUCAUAUAAUAUAACAUUUACAUUGUCUUGCUCUUUUUAUUUUUUUAUUUUAUUUUAUUUUUAUUCGCAAUGUACAACGGGCUUUCUACUCGUUUUACGCACAAUCUGACAAGAAAUUGUUUCUUUUUUUUAAUUAUAACUAUAUUCUGUGACUAUUAUUUAAAGUUCUUUGUUUCUAUUUUUUUUAGCUUGAAAAACAAUUUUAUCUUUUAAUAAUUCUAAAUCUGUUGAAAACUUAAUUUUAAUUUAGAUUUUAUAUAGUUACCAAGCCAAAAAACUAAUUAAUUAAAACAAAAAAAAAUGGGAUUAAAUAAGAUGGAACAAAAGGAGAGAAGGACAAAGUAAUAAGACCUACUUUUUAACAUAUACAAACAAGCGUAAACACCCGUACAUCCUUCGGCGCAUACGCAUUUUUUUAUAAGAAUAAUUUUAUAAUCUAACAAACUGCUCUGUUGCAAAGAAGAAUUCUGACUAAUUUCAAUGAAUGAAUAAAU
This is a messenger RNA of Apis dorsata (giant honeybee), 6389 nucleotides long. RefSeq names its product dystroglycan-like. The record is from RefSeq and is a predicted model, not a curated record. Gene Ontology annotation, biological process: nerve development; muscle attachment; axon guidance. Gene Ontology annotation, cellular component: dystroglycan complex; dystrophin-associated glycoprotein complex; sarcolemma. Gene Ontology annotation, molecular function: calcium ion binding; laminin binding. NCBI's taxonomy places the organism in Eukaryota, Metazoa, Arthropoda, Insecta, Hymenoptera, Apidae.